Messenger RNA from Filobasidium floriforme, 1908 nucleotides. Its product is annotated as Mdm33 family-domain-containing protein. Gene Ontology annotation, biological process: inner mitochondrial membrane organization. Bases 193 to 1845 code for a protein of 550 amino acids. NCBI's taxonomy places the organism in Eukaryota, Fungi, Basidiomycota, Tremellomycetes, Filobasidiales, Filobasidiaceae. The transcript has 3 exons. The record is from RefSeq and is a predicted model, not a curated record. Gene Ontology annotation, cellular component: mitochondrial inner membrane.
GGAUAGAGCUAGCAGAAGGUGCCAGCGUGCCAGUUGCCUGUCUCGGUAGAAUUCUCGAGUAAGGUUUCAAUCGGGUACGGACGCCUCAUACACCAGACCAGCCUAGAAGCACUCUAUUCUUUGCUCUCCAUUCGAUAUUAUCAUCAAGAAGCGCAUUCGAGCUGGAUCUAGAGUGAUUAGGACCACAUCAACAUGUUCAAAUCCGUAACAAUACGGAGCAUCUCCCGAAAGAGGGACCUUCCGUCGGCAUGGCUUCCGACGACCCAAUAUCGGCAUCGUAAUGCUCUUGACUUCGACCGUGUUCGGAUGUUCAGCAAUACUCCUGAACGAAGAGCUCAACCUGAUACUCUGGACAAACAUGACGAGGACGUACAGCGGAUUCUCAGGGAGUACGGAGUCGACCCGGAUGAUGUAGGGGAUGCCAAGCUGGAAGAGAAGAAGAAGAAGAAGAAGAGGGAGAGGAAGGUCGAGGAUUUCGAGGCUUGGAAAGAGUGGGAUGGGAUGGUAGAUCGGAAAGAGGAGAAGAGGUUGGAGGGCGUGGUAGGACCUGGAGUAGAUACGGGGAUGGGCGGCAAGAUUGGACAAGAUGGUACAGGAAAGGAAGAGGGUACUUCCGGCCCGUCCACAACGUCAACAUCGAAUUUGACAACAAGCUCCGGCUCGGCACCGCUGCUCAUAAGGCCAUUACCUACAAGUCCCACUUCAAACGCCACCUCAUCCUCAUCCUCAUCCUCUUCCACUGCUGGUCUCACUCGCCCGCAAGCCGAAAAACUCCAAGCCCGUCUGAACGACCAUAUCAAGACCCUUCGAACGGAAGCCGAUGCUCUGCGCAAGACCUUGUCUGUCCGGACAGAAGUCUUGCGACAGAGAGCUUCUGAGCGGGCUAAAGCUUUGGAACAGGAGGCGAGGGUGCAGUUUGGGUUGUUGGGAGGACGGGUUAAUGAGUUGACGGGGUAUAAUGAAGUUGAGAGGUUGAAGCGGGAGGUUACGGAACGAGAGGACGAUAUUUCGAGGCUGAGGACGAUAGCGCGGGAAGCCAAGCUGGCCUACGAUGAAGCCGUCAACACCCGGACGGAAUCUCAACGAGAAGUCAACUCGCUGCUCGAGCGUAAACACGCUUGGAGCGAUUCGGACGUGAUCAAGUUCACCUCGCUCGUCCGGGCCGACCACCUUUCCAACGCCAGUGUGCAGACGACCAAGACCGCUCUGGUCCAAGCCGAGGCGGAUGUGGAAAAGGCUUUUGAUGGGUUGAUGAAAUCGAUCUUGCAUCGGUACCACGAGGAACAGGUCUGGAGCGACAAGAUCCGGAGCGUGAGCACGUAUGGGAGCUUGAUCGUGCUCGUCGUGAACCUGGUGGUCUUUUUGGGAGCGAUCGCCGUCGUCGAACCGUGGAAACGCAGGAGACUGGUGAAAGGGCUGGAGGAGAGGGUCAAGGGGAUGAUGGAAACGGUCGAGGGCAAGGUGGAACACGAGAUGGGCGCUGUCAAAGAGAUGUUGCAUGGGGUGCAUACGGCUCUGGCGGCCUUGUCGACAGGUGACGGAGGACAGAUGAGCGAAGCGUUGGCUAUUCCAGCAGCCCAGCUUGCAGACACGGAAAUUGUCGAGACUGAGGCCCCAGGCCAGAACCUCCGCGAAGCAAACCUGGCUCUUGACGUACCGGAAACAGCCGGUAUCGUACCAAGAUCGUUCGUCUAUACCAUCUCCGAACAGGUCGCUCGAGUCUCUCCUCGGUCCAGCGACUACUUACUACAUUUGGAUCAUCGAAAGAUCGAGACAGCGGUCGUUGGGACGGCGGGGAUCUUGUUGGGCGCGGGAUGCAUGGGGUUGAUAGCAUGGUUACGUUGAGCAUCAUCUUGUACAAAUGGAGUAUAACGCAUGGAUAUGCAAGCUAGAUACGGACGUGUUCAU